Messenger RNA from Babesia microti strain RI, 339 nucleotides. RefSeq names its product small subunit ribosomal protein S10e. Gene Ontology annotation, molecular function: RNA binding; structural constituent of ribosome. The transcript has a single exon. NCBI's taxonomy places the organism in Eukaryota, Apicomplexa, Aconoidasida, Piroplasmida, Babesiidae. Gene Ontology annotation, cellular component: cytosolic small ribosomal subunit. The record is from RefSeq and is a predicted model, not a curated record. Bases 1 to 339 code for a protein of 112 amino acids.
AUGGCCAUUCCCGGCAUAAAGUAUAGCUUCAUUCCGAAGGAGAACAAAAGGUUGAUUUACAAAUACCUGAUGAAUGAGGGUGUACUAGUUGUACAGAAGAAUAACGACGUUAUGAUACAUCCUCAAUUGAACAUACCAAAUUUACACGUACUUAUGACCAUGAAGUCCCUAAAGUCCCUCAACUACGUGGAGGAGAGUUUUAACUGGCAACAUCAAUACUUCACCCUUACAAAUGAAGGCAUAGAGUAUCUGCGUACCUCGCUUCAUCUUCCUCCUACAGUCUUUCCAGUCACGCUGUCAAAGAAACAGCCUGCUAGGGCUGGCCUUGCUUCUGCUUGA